This is a messenger RNA of Aspergillus glaucus CBS 516.65, 1190 nucleotides long. Its product is annotated as SSH4 family protein. Bases 97 to 1119 code for a protein of 340 amino acids. The transcript has a single exon. The record is from RefSeq and is a predicted model, not a curated record. NCBI's taxonomy places the organism in Eukaryota, Fungi, Ascomycota, Eurotiomycetes, Eurotiales, Aspergillaceae.
AACCAUCAGAAAACACCCAAACUUUGCGAUAUGGUGUCUUGUCUGUCGUUGUUUUCCAGGGGUCGGAGAGCGACUCAGGACGUAACGGGGGGUACGAUGAACGUUACGCCUCAGGAUUCACUAAAGUCACCGCCCCAACCUCCGAAAGACCACAUGGCGGACGAUUCAAUCAAAAAGGAACCACCGAGCUAUCAUGAUUCUCAGUCCUCAUCAUCAAAAGCUCUACCUCUUGCUCAAGGGUUUGCUGGUGUACCAGAAACGACCCCACCCCCCUAUCACAACUGGCAGGAUGCAGUACCUGACACUAGCACGUUCCCACCAGCACCAGUGAUAAGUUACUUCAACUCCAACGCUGGAAAUGCACCGAGUACCGAUGCAGAGCGGGCUCAUGCAUUUUGUAAUAGUACCCCCCUUUGGAGGCCUGUGAAGCCAUCUCCGGCAGUCCUUCAAUCUGUCCAGCAACAUGACCUUCGUCCUAUGUUGUCGACCGAGUUCCGCGGGGAAUUGUCAUCCAUAUCUCCUGGUCGAUGGAAGGGCUCUACAAGAGAUAUGAAUGGGGACUGCGUUGCCCUGACCCACUUGCCUCUCUAUUUCCCUAUCGAGGAUUCGCCCUUGGUGUUGGGAAGAGCCAAGAAGACGAUCUACUUUGAGGUCACACUGUUAGGGCUCGGAGACGGACCUGGGCCAGCCAAUUCUAGCGGGGUUUCAAUUGGCUUUGUGGCACAGCCAUAUCCAUCCUGGCGGUCUCCUGGAUGGGAGAGAGGAAGUCUCGGGGUUUUCUCUGAUGACGGGUGUCGGUUUGUUAAUGACUCAUGGGGCGGACGGGAUUUCACACAUGAGUUCAAAGUGGGUGAGACUGUUGGCUUGGGGAUGACGUUCUCUCUCCCAGACAAGGUGGUUUCAAGGAAUAUGGGAAAGAAGCUAAUUGUGGACGUUUUCUUCACUCGCAAUGGCCACCGUGAGGGAGGCUGGAAUCUUCAUGAACAAGUCGAUGCAGAUGCUGGGAGCGUUGAGGGCCUGGAGGGUGAUUAUGACCUAUACGGAGCUGUAGGUUUAUUUGGAGGCGUUAACUUCACAGUUUGCUUUGACCCUACAGGAUGGCUAUGGAGAUCUACGUGAUAUCUAUAUUCAUCUCAGUGAUACGGCCAGGGUCCCUUUCUUUCUGGGUUUUUUUUUUUUUUUUUUUUUUU